This is a messenger RNA of Penicillium atrosanguineum, 342 nucleotides long. Its product is annotated as Dabb family protein. NCBI's taxonomy places the organism in Eukaryota, Fungi, Ascomycota, Eurotiomycetes, Eurotiales, Aspergillaceae. Bases 1 to 342 code for a protein of 113 amino acids. The transcript is spliced from 3 exons. The record is from RefSeq and is a predicted model, not a curated record.
AUGACAAUCGUCCAUAUUGUCCUAUUUAAGUUUCGUGCGGAUGUCACCGAGACUGCCAGAGAAGAGUUUCUCUUACAACUAAAGACCUUGAAGAACCUAUCAUGUGUGAAGAGCCAAAAACUUGUCGUUGGAGGCCCGUCAAUUACAACCCCGAUCGAAAAGAGCAAAGGAUUCCAGUAUGCGUUAGUGAGCUAUCAUGAAAACCGGGCGGCCCUGGAUGAAUAUCAAGCAAGUAGUGAGCAUCAUAGGGUGACGAGUACCUAUUUUAUUCCAUUCAAGGAGGAUCUCGUUCGAUUCGAUUUUGAAGUUGACCAAGCAAAUGAGUCAUUGCCAGGAUUCUGA